UGGAGGGUUGUUCUGAUUAUUAGUCUUCCAAUUCCACAAGUGGAAGUCAGAAGUGGAAAACACAUAUGACAAAGUUUUAGGGCUAGAGAAUAUGUUACCAAUGAAAGCGUUAAGAAAGAUCUAAAGAAAGUAACACAAGGAUCACUAAGACAUUCAAGAAAUUCUAUGGACAGGAAUCAUGGUGGAAGAUGGCAUUCAACAAAUUCAAAUAUUGGAAGUUGCUUCCUCAAAUCUGCCUUCCAUGAGAAAGUAUUUAUUUAGUGAUUUUCCCCUACCAUGAUACUAAGCCCCAGGAGCUUAAGCAUAUUGCCCACCUUUAUCCCAGCUGGAUUUCCAGUGCUCCUCAUAGUUCCUGACAAAUAGAAUCCCAGACUGCAGAAGGCCUGUGGGAACUAACGGAUCUCCUCCAUCAUUGCCACUUCCUAUUCUACCUUAGGUGGUUCCAUAUAUUUUUCAUUCUGACCCAAAUUAUUAGUUAAUGCAGUAGAAUAUGUGCUCUUUUCGACUGUGGUAUUUCCUCACAUUAUUGCCUCUCUUGGAUUGCCUGCCAAGGGAUGGCAUCUUCAGUGAUCCGUUCCCGCCUCCCAAGUCUUCCCCUGCUGAGAUUUGACCUUGGCUUAAACUGAACAGUUGGCGUCUCAGGGUCUGUUCAGUCCAGCACACAAUGCUUCAAUGCUUUCUCUCUCCUAUCUACUGCAUCCCUUCUGAAGCCCUAACACAGGAUCCUUAAAGCACAGAUACAAAACAGCACAUUACAUUCUUCUUCCUUUUCUUUCUAAGAUGGGGCAACUGUGGGCUGGGAGUUGGGUGAGUGGGUUUCUGGCCCACUUGUAUGUGCUUUUGGCCUUUGGCUUCCACUGUUCUUGCUCCGUUGCUGGAGGAAUCUCUGGGAAGUGGAAGGAAACAAUGGGCUGUGCUUAAUAAAAACAUGGUGGCCCAGAUUGUCUCAGGAGUAGGCAGCUCUGGACGUCAUACCAAAACUUACAGUCUUCUGAGAGAGUGGAGUACUUUGGAGGCAGGAUGAUGUCCCUAAUAACACAAUUCACAUCAUAACAUAUUUGCAAAAACUCAUGUAAGUUACUUAUUGAUAAUGUUGCAGAGUAAAGAUCAAGGCCCAGAGGAUAUAAGGAAGACCAGAUCCCAUCUGUAAUAUUAGGAACACAGAACGUUAAAUGUGGUCCUAGGCCAGGCCCUGGAGAAUGCAGAUGCCAUUCUUCGGGUCACACAUGCUGCUACAAGGGAAGGUGAUCCUGAGGAAGGAUUUGAUCACUGACUCCUCGCUUUAAUGUGUCUGGAUUAAAAUACCUUUGGGGACUCCAUAAGGUAGCACAGAAUGAUUUUUCUUCCCAUGGGCUCUCUAAGAAUUGCCCCCAAGAGAGUCUAACAAUAAAAGUCAGAAGAUUUUAAGCAUAGCCAAGCAUGCCUGAAAUACCAGAAAUCUUUCCUUAAAGCAGAGGCAAUCUCUGUGGCAUGAGCAAGUACUGUUUCCUCUGUUGAGGUUCUCUUGUUGUCUAGAAACCUCUAGUAGCCCAACUGUUGUUAAAAUAAUUUAGUGAAACUUUAGGUAAAGAGUUGCCUUUUCAAGAUAUCUAACAUAACUCUACACUUAGAUAAUACAAUUAUGCACAUAUGGAGUAUUCAAAAAUAAAUGUAAAAUACAUAGUAUAAAAAACUACACAUGGAUUUCAUUAGUUUUGCACCAAAAUAAACUUUUUAAUUCCGUUGUGCAUGAAUUUUUUGAUGUACACUGGAAGCACAGCUACUGAUUUACUUUUGAGUCUUCACAGAUCUGUCACUUGUAUCUAUACUUUUAAUCUUUAAAGUAGUUAGUCAAGGUUUAGCUACUCCCAAGCAUUUCUUCUUGUGGAAGGGUGGACUGGGCUUUCCACAUUCAGUACACAGAAGACCCAACAGGCAGACUGAAGGUGGCUGUCCAUUUCAACGUUGUCUGUCUGAUGUCCUGAUUAUUUACUACGUUGGUGAUUGAAUUAGACGGAAAUACCUGGAGAAAAUAUCUCAGAGCAUCAUUUCAAAAGCACCCGAGGAAAAUGGCCAAAUGCUUACUAGUAUUCUGCUCACUCUCAUUCUUCAUCCUGACACAUUUGGUGUUCACUUCGGUUUCAGGACCUCGACACUGGUGGCCACCACGUGGAACAGUUAAGGUGAAGUGUCCAUAUAAGAAAGUAGACUUGAGUUGGUACAAUGGAACAGCGAACCCUUGCCCAGGCUUAAAACAACCCAUCUGUGGAACCAAUUUUAUCACCUAUGAAAAUCCAUGUAUUUUGUGUAUUGAGAGCUUGAAAUCUCAUGGAAGGAUCAAGUUUUACCAUGAUGGACGAUGCUAACUGACUGGACUUGGAUGAGGAGAAAGAAAUUGCCAUUUUUUCUUCUCCAUGAAAAGCUUCCUAUUGUACCUUGGCCCUCCUCUACUCCUCCUUAGUGUUUCUUGGUGACAGAACUGUCCCUUACUGAUCUUAGCAAAUAGUUCAAGGUUCCAUCCAUGGAACCUCUCCCUUCAUUGAUUUGUAACUUUCCUAUUCUCCCGAAUAA
This is a messenger RNA of Oryctolagus cuniculus (rabbit), 2550 nucleotides long. The record is from RefSeq and is a predicted model, not a curated record. NCBI's taxonomy places the organism in Eukaryota, Metazoa, Chordata, Mammalia, Lagomorpha, Leporidae.